This is a messenger RNA of Nasonia vitripennis (jewel wasp), 2360 nucleotides long. RefSeq lists its product as uncharacterized. Bases 470 to 1171 code for a protein of 233 amino acids. The record is from RefSeq and is a predicted model, not a curated record. NCBI's taxonomy places the organism in Eukaryota, Metazoa, Arthropoda, Insecta, Hymenoptera, Pteromalidae. The transcript is spliced from 5 exons.
CUCCUUUCCCGUCGUUGGCGUUCGCCAGUCUUGCCGCGGAAGCGGUCGCGACUGCAAGCCUAUACUCGCGGGAUAGAGAGAGAGAGAGAGAGAGAGAGAGAGAGAGAGAGAGAGAGAGAAGCAGAACCGACUCGCGGCGCUUGUAUAUCUUCUCUUUUUCUUCUCUUCGAGUUUAUUAGCGUAUUGUACUUGGGGUCGAGUUUUACGGGAAGUGGACUAUAUAGAGUCGAGGUGUGAGCCGAUUUCUGCUGGUCCCUUUUGUGCCCUGGCUGUAUACGGCUCUUUUGUUACCGGACACACUGUGCUGCGCGUGUGUACGCAGGUGAAACACAGACUCGAACAGUUGAAGAGGGCCACCGACAGGAUCCAGAGGGAGAUCGAGGAAGUCACGGAGAGGGAACACGAGCUCAAGAUCGUCGGUAGCAUCAAGACCAUAUCCCACGAUACCGUCGAUUCUAAGGUCCGUCGCAUGCCGCAGGCGCUAGCCUCAGGUCGCCUGAAACGCACGACGUCAACCCCCCAGAUCCUCGAGCCGUCGGCCUUGUCCCCAACGGUGACUCAAUCGCCACCCCUGACUCCGAAAAUGACGAACGGCGUGAUCUCGACGACUCGCAGCACACCGACGCCCUUGCGCUUCGCCUCGACGCCCAGCCAGAAGGGGCUGAUGCACCGCUUCCUCGCCACCCGCGGGAAGAUGUUCAAGAACGGCGAGACGCCCACGAUAACCCUCAACCCCGAGAGCAUCAAGGCCUUCAACAGGAGUCUGGAGAUUCGUGGCCUGGAGAACGGCACAGCCGACGACGAGCCCAAGAGGCCGCCCACGAGGAAGGGAUACGUGCCGGUCGAGAAGAAGAUCCAGAAGGAGCUCACGGAGAUGCGCGAGAGGGAGAACGAGCUCAGACUAAUGAGGUCGCGGAUGCUGGCGAAGUCGCAGCCUAAUCUGGCCGACAUCGGCAACGAUAACGAUUCGGACAUUUACGACGGGGCGAGCUCCAUGAGAAGCGGCACAUCGACCAACACUCUCAACGACGACGAGCCGGAGAAGGAGAACAAAGGAAGGCACAAGCCCAAUCCCCGUCGACGAAGCAACCUGAUAGCCCAGUGGGAAAGCCUGAUAGCAGCGAAGAAGGAAGCAGCCGAAAACGGCAACGAGAACGCCAACACCGUCUAAGACAAUCCUUCGAUUGCUCAUACAAAAUGCGAGAUUAAUUAACCCGUUCGUUCGAGCGAACGAAAAACAAAACGAUUUUCUAUGAAUUUCCUGGUGAUAUACAUAGUAUACACACGCAACAAAAAAAAAUACAUUCGAAUAACAAGAUAUUCUCUGAGAAUAUCGUCAUACAUAGUCGUACGUGAUACUGCUUUAGUCGCUGAUCAAAAACAUAAUGCAUAUACAUAUCGCGAAGAUAAUGUGCGCGAUACAGUGCGGAGAUAAAAAGCGCAAAGCGCGAUAUCGAGCUACACGGGAAGAUUUUUAGUUUGAUACUAUCGCGAUCAAGCACGAGAGCUGAAGAAAAAUAUAUUUAUAAUACCAAAUUUUGAUGAUACACCUAUUCUCCGGUGCACUAAACUUAUUACUGUAGGUAAUAUGUUAUGUUGCGUACAUUUUCAAAUAUAUUAUACACUUUGCGGAGAAUGAAAAGACUUUUUAGCGGUACCAAUGUAAGGAUUGGAAUUCUUUAUUUGUAUUUCGAGGAGAAAACAUGAAUAAUUAUAUGUCCACGUCACAAUAAUUCAGUAUUAAAGUGUAAUGUUACUCGAGUGUACUUAUAUACUCAGAUAAAGAGAUGUGUAGAUCAGAGGUCUAUAUACUUAUUAAAAUUUACAUUGCACAUAUAUGGCCUGUUUUGCUUAACAUGUAAAUUUUUGUAAAAGAAUAAAGAGCGUUUGGAUCGACGCAAUGAAGGAAUGGAAAUUUGUAUAUACGAGCAUUGUGGAUGUGGAUUCGAUCUUUUUCUUUUGAAUUUAUUGCAAGAAAUUAAAAACGAAUACUGAAUUACUUGCCAGACGUAUAGUUGCAAAUUAUAGAAUAAAAACUGAGGGAAAGCGCCGCGCAAGUGAUCAACGUGUAAGAGCUAUUUCUUUUAUGUAUAUAAAACAUAAGAAAAUAAAUAAUAUCAGUAUGCAUAUAUAUUAAUAUAUAAGCCAUAAAUUAUAUUCAAAGAAUUAUUAAGAUUCUUUAUCAUACGAGAUACCUAUAUUACAAUUAUCAAACCAUCAUAUGUAAUGUAGACUUUGUAGAAAUGUGUCAAUUACUUAUAAAUACACGAUAAAGAUGAAACGCAAUUGCGAUAUAUUAUAACGUAAUUAAUAUAUAAAAAUGAAAAUGAUGUAAAAGUUGAAUAAAAAUUUCAAUACUC